CAAUGAAGUACGCUACGUCACCUACACCAUCUCGCAGCAACAGCUCGCUGCUGGGGAUGUCUUCCAGAACUACAUCACCAUUACCUGCACCGGCUAACUAUAGAGAUUGCAUGAGUGCGACCACGAAAAGUUACAAAUAUUUGCGGCGCUUCGUCAAAUUUGAUCAAAUGGACUUUGAAUAUGCAAUGUGGCAGAUGGUAUACCUGUUCAUAGCACCGAAGAAAGUGUAUCGUAACUUCAACUAUCGCAAACAAACCAAAUCGCAAUUCGCUCGGGAUGAUCCAGCAUUUCUGGUGUUGCUUGUAGGAUGUCUUUGUGUUACAUCAAUUGGCUUUGCGUGGGUUUUAAGCUUAGGAUUCGCUCAAACCAUCCUGUUCACGCUGUAUGUCGUGUUCGUCGACUGCAUAUUCUGUGGUAUGAUCGUAGCCACCUUACUGUGGCUGAUUACGAAUCGAUACUUUCGCGAUCGGAAUAGCGAUUUCGAUAUGGAGUGGGGUUACGCGUUCGAUGUGCACCUGAAUGCAUUUUUCCCACCACUGAUACUGCUUCAUUUCAUACAGCUGUUUUUCUACCAUCCGCUGAUCAGUAGGGAUUGGUUUAUUUCAACCUUUAUCGGCAAUACAAUCUGGCUAUUGGCGCUAGGAUACUACAUCUAUAUUACGUUUCUGGGGUAUAAUGUUGUUCCAUCGUUGAAAAAUACGCGAAUAAUUCUCGUAACUCUGCCGCUACUGUGUUUGUUCUACGUAAUGACACUAAUUAUAGGAUGGAACUUGAGUGUUUCGCUGAUGUACUAUUAUCACUAUCGGGUGUUAUAA
Messenger RNA from Anopheles marshallii, 815 nucleotides. RefSeq names its product protein unc-50 homolog (gene Unc50). Lineage: Eukaryota; Metazoa; Arthropoda; Insecta; Diptera; Culicidae. The coding region runs from base 3 to 815 and encodes 270 amino acids. The transcript is spliced from 4 exons. Gene Ontology annotation, cellular component: Golgi membrane. The record is from RefSeq and is a predicted model, not a curated record.